AACAUGUGAUCACCAACCAUCCAUCCAUGCAAAUGAAAAGCAUAUCCAAAACCAAAAUUCUUAAAGCAAGCCUCUCAUUAUCCAUUACCAUUGCCACAAUCCAGAUAACUUUUCCAUAUUAAUAAGCCCACACAAAAUAAUUAACAAUAAUUAAUCAUAAAUCAAAAUUAAACAAAUGUUGCAAAUUACAUGCAAUUCACAUGCAACAUCAAAAGCACCAUCAUCAUAUACUAACAAAAUCACAAUCACAUUGACGCUAUCAUCACAAAAUCGUCCACAUUUUUCAAACCACACAUUAAAACUCACGCAACCACAACAACCACCACAAACCACCACACUUCACCGAACAAUGCCGACCGGCGAACUCCGAUCACCACCAAAAUCAACAAACAAUUCCACCGCUGUAAUCGGAUUCGAAGACGAAGGUUGGUUAUGGUCUCAAAUCAAAGCUGAAGCACGCCGUGAUGCUGAAUCGGAACCGGCGUUAGCGAGUUAUCUUUACUCAACGAUUCUAUCUCAUGCUUCACUUGAACGAUCACUUUCGUUUCAUCUCGGUAACAAGCUUUGUUCAUCAACGCUUCUUUCAACUCUUCUCUAUGAUCUUUUUCUCAACGCUUUUGCUACUGAUCCUUCUUUGAGUUCUGCUGCUGUUGCUGAUCUUCGUGCUGCUCGUGAACGUGAUCCUGCUUGUAUUUCUUACUCUCACUGUCUUCUCAAUUACAAAGGAUUUCUCGCUUGUCAGGCGCACCGUGUGUCACACUUGUUGUGGAGGCAGGCUAGGCGGCCCUUAGCUUUGGCGCUACAUUCUCGCGUUGCUGAUGUAUUUGCGGUGGAUAUUCAUCCGGCAGCAAGGAUUGGGAAAGGGGUUCUGUUUGAUCAUGCCACAGGGGUGGUGGUAGGUGAGACAGCUGUGAUUGGAAAUAAUGUGUCAAUCCUGCACCAUGUCACAUUGGGUGGGACUGGAAAGGUUGGUGGGGAUCGCCAUCCCAAGAUUGGGGAUGGGGUGCUCAUUGGUGCUGGUGCUACCAUUCUGGGCAAUGUUAAGAUUGGGGAAGGUGCUAAGAUAGGUGCUGGUUCUGUUGUUUUGAUUGAUGUGCCGCCGAGGACCACUGCUGUUGGGAACCCAGCGAGAUUGGUUGGUGGUAAGGAGAAGCCAUCUCAGCAUGAGGAUGUGCCUGGGGAGUCCAUGGACCAUACUUCUUUUAUCUCUGAGUGGUCUGAUUAUAUAAUUUGAAUUUCAAAGGUGAAAUGCUUGACAUCAAUCACUUGAUGUUGGAAUUGCAUGGCUUUAGAACCAAAUUUGCUUUUCUUAUCUCAUGUGUUUUGAUGUUCUGUUCUUGUAAUUGAACCAUUGUGUUGAAAUUUUGUUGUGACAAAUAGUCUCAAAGUCACUAAACUAUGUUAAGAUGUGAACUUCCCUGUAAUUUAAGUGUAUAAUAAGGCUGUUGAUCCCUGACAUGAAAA
This is a messenger RNA of Trifolium pratense (red clover), 1464 nucleotides long. RefSeq names its product serine acetyltransferase 5. The transcript has 2 exons. The record is from RefSeq and is a predicted model, not a curated record. Gene Ontology annotation, molecular function: L-serine O-acetyltransferase activity. Bases 176 to 1234 code for a protein of 352 amino acids. Gene Ontology annotation, cellular component: cytoplasm; cytosol. NCBI's taxonomy places the organism in Eukaryota, Viridiplantae, Streptophyta, Magnoliopsida, Fabales, Fabaceae.